Molecule: messenger RNA, 1749 nt
Organism: Carassius auratus (goldfish)
Lineage: Eukaryota; Metazoa; Chordata; Actinopteri; Cypriniformes; Cyprinidae
Gene: fadd
Product: Fas (tnfrsf6)-associated via death domain
Exons: 2
Coding region: 168-752 (194 amino acids)
Biological process (GO): regulation of apoptotic process; extrinsic apoptotic signaling pathway; positive regulation of innate immune response
Cellular component (GO): CD95 death-inducing signaling complex
Molecular function (GO): death receptor binding; caspase binding
Source: RefSeq, a predicted model, not a curated record
UUUGGUACUACUUCUAAAACUCUGAAUCCCUCCUAGCUGACCCAAAGCAUGCUUUUAGGACACAAGGGAGGGGUUUUCGAUGCUUUGCUAACUUAGAGCCAGAGCUGAAAGCGAAAGCGGGUUAAUUUUAGUGUUGUAGCCUACUUGUGUUAGCAUUCAAACACAUCAUGGAUAGCAGCAGAUUUAGAGCCAUGUUACUGGCGAUCUCUGAUAAACUUACUGAAGACAAUGUGAAGAGUCUAAAGUUCUUGUGCCAAGAAGAAGUCGGGAAGAAAAAGCUCGAGAAAGUCAAUAAGGGGAUCGAUCUUUUCGAGUGCUUGAUCGAAAGAGCUGCUAUUGGACCUGACCACACUGAACUCCUGCGAAAACAUCUAAACCACAUCGGCCAGAAAGUUCUUCUGGAGAUCAUCGAUGAUUACGAGAGAGGAGCGACGGGGAGCCCUCCUGAUGUCCCAGACGCAGAAGAGCGAGAAAAAAUAAACAUUGCAACUGAAGUAAUUGUUGAACGUUUGGGUAAAAAGUGGCGUCAGUUUGGUAGAAAGCUUGGACUCCAGGACGCUCAGCUGGACGGCAUCCAGGAGAAGCACAGCCUUGACCUGGAGGAGCAGGUGAGGGAGCUCAUCAGACGGUGGAUGAAGAUGACGAGAGAGAACGCCAGGGUGGAGGAUCUCGUUAAAGCUCUGCGGGACUGCAGACAGAACCUCACUGCGGAUCUCGUGGAGAAAAACCUCAAAGAGCUCGGUGCACAUUGAAAAUCACAACCAUUCUACUAGAAAACAACAGAACUCUGGGAUUAAUAAUGUGAAUUUCUUUGUGAAGUGCAAACGAACUUAAAUCAUGUUUACAGAUCAAUGAAUCUAUUGUACACAGCCUUGUCAAAUAUUGAUAGGAGGAAAUGUGUUAGAUAAUAUAUUUUACAUUUGAAAUGAUAAUGCAGGGCAUGAAAAUUAAAUAUAUUGAAUAAGUGUCCGAUAGGUAUUGUUUUCAGACACCUUUGCCUUUGCAAAACAUAGAGAUUUUUCAGUGUUUACUGGACAUAGUCAUAAAACAUCACUGUUCUUCUGUUUGCUGAUUUGUCAAAGGAUGUAUGACACUUAGAAAGGAAAUAAAGGGACAAUAUGUGAUUGAACGCUGUACCACAUAACAAGCCUUUCAACUGUUUGAUAAAGCACAUGACUUUUUCUUAUUCUAUACUUCAUCAGAUUUAAUUACUGUACAAAUAGGCUGUCAGAGAAAAGUUCAUUACUCUUCAGAGUUCAGUUUUCACUCUCAGAGAGGCAUGUUUCAGCAUGGAGUCCCCGACAUGUCUCAGCUCCGCAAGGACGAUUUCUGGAGAAUGCAUUAUUUGGAAACUGUUCAUUUUGACUCAUCUCAAAUUUGUCCCACACUGGUUAUACAGGUUGUUUCUCAAAAGUAUAGGGGCCACUGAUGCCAGUGGUUUCGACAAUCUACUAAUGGUUUAGAUUACACUUAAUUUGUACAUUAUAUAUACAAAUACACAAACACACACACACACACACACACAAGUAAAUAUGAAAACUCUAGGAAUCAUGCAUUUGGCCAGAAUCAACUCAUAUGCUAAACGACUGAACACAACAAACACAGAGGAACAAGUUGUUGCUGGCAGACAAAUGAAAACAAUUAUUAUUGUAAAAUAGGCUUGAAAUUUUAUGUUUGAUAUUCUCUGACACGUUCACAGAUAUUUGUUUUCUUCUAAGAAACUUAAAAAUAAAAUAAAAUCCGAAUCGG